UAUUUUAGUGAUGUUGGUGCACUUAAAGGGACUGUUGAGUGACCAUCCAUUGAAAAGUUGAAAUUACUCCACCAUGGCUGUUUGUAUACAAAGGAGGCUCUGUCAAAGUAGGAAAAUACAAGUAGAGAGUUCGAAACCAUGGAGAUACGAGUACCUCCUCUCAUGUUUUCUUGGUUUCUUUUGUGUCUUUCUUUGUUUUUGGGAACCUCAGCACAAAGGUCUACUUAUAUUGUCCAUCUGGACAAAUCUUUUAUGCCUAAAAUCUUUGCUAGUCACCGCAAUUGGCAUUCUUCCAUUGUUGAUACCAUCAAGAUUGAAGUUCCCACUACACAAAAUGGCCACCAUCCAGUUCCAAAGCUUCUUUAUUCUUAUGACAAUGUCAUUCAUGGCUUCAGUGCUGUUUUGUCCAAAGAUGAAUAUGAGGCUCUCAAGAAGUCACCAGGCUAUCUUUCGGCUUACAAAGACAAACCUGUUGAAGCUCACACAACUCACACCUUUGAGUUUCUUAAGCUCAAUCCUGCUUCUGGGCUAUGGCCAGUUUCUGGUUUUGGUCAAGAUGUUAUCAUUGGUGUACUUGAUUCUGGUGUGUGGCCUGAAUCUGCCAGUUUCAGAGAUGAUGGAUUAUCUGAAAUUCCCAAGAAGUGGAAAGGAAUUUGCAAGCCAGGAACAAAGUUCAAUUCUUCAAUGUGCAACAGGAAACUCAUUGGAGCGAAUUAUUUCAAUAAGGGGAUUUUGGCUGAUGAUCCUAGUGUGAAAAUUAAAAUGAAUUCUGCAAGGGAUACUAAAGGUCAUGGCACACAUGUUGCCUCCAUUGCUGCCGGAAAUUUUGCUAAAGGAGUUUCAUAUUUUGGAUAUGCUCCUGGAACGGCAAGAGGUAUGGCGCCACGAGCUAGGAUAGCUGUGUAUAAGUUUAGUUUUGACGAAGGGACCUUCACUUCUGAUCUAAUUGCUGCUAUGGACCAAGCUGUCGCAGAUGGUGUUGACAUACUGACCAUUUCUUAUGGGUGGGUUGACAUUCCAUUAUAUCAAGAUUCUGUUGCAAUAGCUUCUUUUGGUGCCAUGAUGAAGGGUAUCUUAGUCUCUGCGUCAGCCGGAAAUUAUGGUCCUGAAAUGGGAACUUUAACCAAUGGAGUCCCCUGGAUCUUUACUGUGGCAUCAGGCAGUACUGACCGGUCAUUUUCUGGGACUUUAACUCUUGGGAACGGCUUAAAGAUUACUGGAUUUAGCUUGUUUCCAGUGAGAACCACCAUCAAGGAUUUUGCUUUGGUUUACAAUGGAAGUUUAUCUACUUGUGAUCAAUCUGACGAAUUAGCCCAAGUCCCUAAUGCUGCACGCAGCAUUAUGAUUUGUUAUAGCACUGCACAAGAAGACUUAUCAGUCUCUGAUCAAAUGGCGGCUAUCUCAGAGUCAAAAUUUGGAGGUGCAAUCUAUGUUUAUGGAGAUCCGGAUGUAUUGUCAGACAAUUAUUUUCCAAAUCCUGGAGUUGUAAUUAGCAGCAAGGAAUGGAAAAAGGUGAUAGACUAUGCCGACAAAAGUGUUAAACCAAAAGUCAGCAUCAGUUUCCAGGAAACACAUAUUGAUGUAAAGCCUGCUCCAGUUGUUUCUGCAUUUUCCUCUAGAGGCCCCUCUCUAAGUUAUCUGCGAGUUGCAAAGCCAGAUAUUAUGGCACCAGGAGAGUUAAUUCUAGCAGCCUGGCCAUCGAACGUUCCAGCUGCAACUAUUGGUCUGCAUAGUGAUUACCGCCUUGUAUCAGGCACUUCCAUGGCGGCUCCUCACAUUGCAGGAAUUGCGGCAAUGCUAAAAGGAGCACAUCCUGAUUGGAAUCCUUCAGCCAUUCGAUCUGCCAUGAUGACCACUGCUAACCCUUUGGAUAACACUGAAAAACCCAUCAAGACCACGGAUUACCUCGUUACCAGGGUUGCUACAUCAUUAGCCAUGGGAGCCGGACUCGUUGAUCCAAACCGUGCAGUUGAUCCAGGCCUGAUAUAUGAUGCCACUCCACAAGACUAUGUGAACCUUCUCUGCUCCAUGAAUCUCACAGAAGCGCAAUUCAAAACAAUUGCUAGAUCAUCAGCUAAGCACAACUGCUCAAAUCCAUCCGAUGAUAUCAAUUACCCAUCGUUUAUUGCUCUCUUUAACCCAUAUGGGAACUACACUUGGUUGGAACAGAAAUUCAGCAGGACAGUCACAAAUGUUGGAGCAAGUGCAGCUAAGUAUAAAGCAAAAGUGAGAGCACCAAAAAGCUCGAGAAUUUCUAUCUCUCCGCGGACCUUGGUGUUUGAGAAGAAAAAUCAGAAACAAGACUACACUCUGACCAUACGUUACAAAGGCAUUGCAGACGACCAAGCACAAUCUGGUUCAAUCACUUGGGUGGAAGAGAACGGUCAUCACACCGUAAGAAGUCCUAUAGUAGUAGCUCCAGCGCUUGAUGCCUGGACCUGAAAUGCUGCUCUUGGGGAGUUUGUAACUCUCCAAGAGAGUUCUGUUAAAGUAGAUGGAAGCGUUCUGGCAAAGCUUUUGCAUGUUUGAAGUAAUUGCUGAAUAUGUUUUUGGUUAUCAAUAAAGUAUGACUUUGUUGCUUUUAA
This is a messenger RNA of Lycium ferocissimum, 2585 nucleotides long. Its product is annotated as subtilisin-like protease SBT3. The coding region runs from base 139 to 2442 and encodes 767 amino acids. The record is from RefSeq and is a predicted model, not a curated record. Gene Ontology annotation, biological process: proteolysis. Gene Ontology annotation, molecular function: serine-type endopeptidase activity. Lineage: Eukaryota; Viridiplantae; Streptophyta; Magnoliopsida; Solanales; Solanaceae. The transcript has a single exon.